ACUUCAACGGUUGUGAAAAUGUUUCAUCUUUCUUAAUUUGUGAAUGAGUUCAUUUUUGUAUUGGUUUUAUCCCUCUAAUCAAAUUCAACACUUAACUCUUUUCCCUUUCCCUCUUCCUCUCUGUUAAUUUAUUAUAAAACUAUUUUUGGUUAUUUUUAAUUUCAAUUCAUCAAUAAUUUAUGACAAUUGUAUUUGUUUGGUUCAAUAACUUGAGGACAUCAUAAAGAGUAAAUUACAGGAAAAAAAAGAAGGAGAUAAAGAGGAAAAAGAAGGAACCAAAUUUGUUGAAAAACCGAAUCGGACCCAAAUAUACUCGGAUCUUCUUGAAAUCGGAUACAACUACUAUUCGGAUAUUGGUUGAGGCUUUUAAAAUGGUUUUUUUUUACACUCACUCUGUGUCUCUCUAGUACUGUGGAUGUUUUUUGGUAAAUUAUUGAAUUUUUUUUUAAAAAAUAGUGAUAAAUGAUUUUGUGUAACAACGAGUAUUUAUAACUAACUGAGUUAUUAUUGUAAUAAAUUUUAAAAUGAGUGACCUAGUGGAAAACCACACCCUAAUGGAUUCAUUAGAUGACCUAAUGCAAAAUAUAUCCAUAGAUGAGUUUGAGUUGAGAGAAAAGGAGAAGAGAAUACGCAAAUUAACAUCAAUAUUGAAAAAUGAAGAGAAUAAGUUAACGCUUAUGAAAAAAGUUCGACAAAGUCAAUCGCAAGGCAUUCAUCAUCAACGAUCUACACCUCCUGCUCACAGUCACUCACAUCAUCAUCCAACACCACCAGCACACAGUCACUCUGUUUACAAUACACCACCAGCACAUAGCCAUCAUCAUCAAUCACCUGCAUUGGCAGCACAUCAACAAGCUCAUGUACAACCACCCACAAUCCGUGCUGCACAUCAGUCCAGAUCAACCACUGUUCUAAAUCCUCCGAUCACACACAAUCGAUCAGUGAAUUCAUAUGGAGCACAUCCACCACCACCUCUUGGCCUACCUUCUCACCGAUCUAACGCUUUAUCUGCGCCUGUAAUUCGCGGGCCACCUACUAGCCAUCAUCAUCAAUCGCUUCUACGUCCUGGCUAUCACUCUCUUAAUCGAACUCCGGUAACAACACCACCGAAUGUUGUUCUCGGCUAUCCUGUGCAAGAUUUAAGGGCUCAACAAUCUCUUUCACAUACACCAAAUCAGGUUAAACCUGUCAGACAAUCUGAUAUUCAAGUACCCAGCAAUGCUUGCUCUUCACCUUUAGCUAAUGAGAUUAAUCAGACUCCAGCGCAGAGACUCGCAGCUGCUAAGGCAGCCUUGAAGAAACAAUUAGAGAAAACUCUUCUCCAAAUUGUCCCCCCGAAGCCACCUCCACCAGAUUUGCAUUUCAUCCCCAAUGCAAAUAAUAAUGAAUUCAUCUAUUAUUAUGGUCUUGAAACAAUUGUCGACUUUUUAACUGGAUUUGAUCAAAAUAAAUCUCCUCCCGAACCCUUCGAGUGUGUUAAGUGUAACACAGAUUUUACUCCUGCAUGGAAGUGGCAAGACAGUUUCGACUCGAAUCAAAGAAAGCUUGCAGUCUGUGAAUCAUGUGUUUCUUCUAAUAUAAAAAAGAAAUUGAGAGAUGAACAUUCUAAACGUUUAAAAACAGCCUUCUACAAAGCCCUUCAACAAGAACAAGAAAUAGAACAAAAAAUAUCAUCCGGAGCACCAAGUCCACCCGUGCCAGCGCUAACACCUCCAAUUAAUUCAACACAAAACAAUUCUCAAGUUGCCGGCCUAUCAAAUCUUGGUAACUCUACCCAUGGAUUUGGUAAUUCAUCGGUGCUACCACAAGCGCCACCAGCUCACAGUUCUUUUCCGCGCCAUGGGUCUGCUGCCGCAGCAGCUGCCGCUGCAGCAUCGGCAACCGCAUCAGCAGCAGCACUGGCUGCAUCUGCAUUAUUCACCAAUCUACCUAAAUUAACACCAGCUCAGCAAUCCCUCUUUCAAGCCCAACUUCAACAACUGGCUCAAAGUUUAAACCCUCAAUCUUUAUCACAACCUCAACCGGCGCAUAUGCUGCCUUUCGCUCCUCUACUUUAUCAAUAUGGAGCAUUGAUGAACAAUAAUGACGUUCAUCGGCAAUAUCUAUUGGACAUGAUCCCACCUCGUUCACUGGGACCUUAGGAUAAAGAGGAAGAUAAGAAGAAAGAAAACAGGUUUCUACAAAUGGAUUCACUUUCACGCUCCACCUCUGGUUUUUCUUCUUGAGCACAAUUACAACUUUACCACUGUUUUAACUAAACCGAUUAAUGUAAUUGACCUGAGAAAGAAACGACUUUAUUGGCCCAACCAGAUUUCUCCAAUACUUUAGAUUGAACAUUUCUCCUGUUAUUGUUUUAGCAUGAUUAACCACUGAUAACCUUCAAUAUCAUACUUUUAUUUUUUUUUAAUUAUCUAUUCAAAUCAAUCUUGCAUUCAAAGGCUGAAAAUCUUCUCAAUGUUGGUUACUUCAAUACUUGCUAGAUGAUUUAUCAAUUUAAUCUUAAACAAACAAACUAAAAGAGACGAUUAAUUAACGGAGUAACAAUGAUGCAAGUAAUUAUUUGGGUACGCAUUUAAAACUUUAAUGGAUACCCAUUAUUUUUUUGCAUUCAA
This is a messenger RNA of Tetranychus urticae (two-spotted spider mite), 2612 nucleotides long. RefSeq lists its product as uncharacterized. NCBI's taxonomy places the organism in Eukaryota, Metazoa, Arthropoda, Arachnida, Trombidiformes, Tetranychidae. Gene Ontology annotation, biological process: negative regulation of transcription by RNA polymerase II. The record is from RefSeq and is a predicted model, not a curated record. Gene Ontology annotation, cellular component: NuRD complex.